This is a messenger RNA of Bactrocera neohumeralis, 939 nucleotides long. RefSeq lists its product as uncharacterized. The coding region runs from base 1 to 939 and encodes 312 amino acids. The transcript has a single exon. The record is from RefSeq and is a predicted model, not a curated record. NCBI's taxonomy places the organism in Eukaryota, Metazoa, Arthropoda, Insecta, Diptera, Tephritidae.
AUGGAUACGGGCGUUCUCGAACGCAUCCGCAGCUUAGAGGCGGACAUUGAGAGGUGCAUUGAGAGUGUAGUGCAGCAGGAGCUUUUCUCUCAAGACGUGACAAACGAGCGCCACCGCAUCUUGCUAGACCACUUUCAACUAGAGCAAUUGAAGACAAUCAGAGGACUGUCAGAGAAGCUCCUGGAUAUCUACCUGGAUGAGGACGAAAUCGUGGAGGCCCAGGAAGCGCCGGGCAAAGGCGAAGAGGCAAUCGCCUCGGCCGUGAAGAAGUUCGAGGGCAAGGUGGCCGACCUUCGCGAGUAUCACUUGACCUACCGCACCCUCCCGGCGGUCAAGAAUCAGCUCGCCAUGCCCAACCCAAAGAUCCUUGACACGCUGUUUGCGGUAAACGAGCGGUACGGCAGCUGCCUGGACCUAGCGACACCGUUCAAUCAGCACUGCACGUUUAUGAUUAGCACCGCCGCCAUGGCGACUACGACGUACGAGGGUGAGGAGGUGCAUCUUGCGAUGCGCCGGCGGAUCGCUGCUUGGGCGUCGACGUGGCCCAGCCGCCUAGAGUACUUCCGCUUUGUCCCUGAACUACCCGAACUUGUGGUGGGCGCUGUUGACGCUACCAGAAAACUCACUGGCUUUGCGAUGUACAAGGACUUUGUGACGGGUCUGCUGACUUACCUGAACGACUUUUACCAUCGCGUACAUCCCUUGAGCACGGAAGAAGUUCCUCGCCUGCUGACAGAGGCCGAGAACGGCUGUGAGGAGUUUUGGUCUGCUCUUACAAAGGAAAGCGACGACGUCAAAGUUAUCUCGGACGCCUAUGGGAAAGAGGAUGAUAGCGACAGCGCCGACGACGGAGACGGGGAGGGCUCCCACGGAAGCGAGGGCCGCGACUCCCUCACGGCACCAAGUCCUCCUGCGGGCUGGCGAUUCCGCCGCCGCUGA